Xyrichtys novacula (pearly razorfish) is the source of this 8489-nucleotide messenger RNA. NCBI's taxonomy places the organism in Eukaryota, Metazoa, Chordata, Actinopteri, Labriformes, Labridae. The record is from the annotation of a GenBank genome assembly.
CCCGAGGUGUGGCUGUCCAGCCUCCUCCUCCUCCAGGAACUACCGGCUGACUGAAGUGGCCCAGCCAGUUCUCCUCAGACAGCCAAGGAGGGAGGAGGCGCAGCAGAGAGGAGUCAUGGCAGAUACAGCAGCUGAGAAAACCCCUCAGGUCUCCAAACAGCAGCUCUGCUCCGUGUGUUCAGGGGCUCUGAGUGGAGACAAACCUGAACCCUGCGCCCACUCGGUCUGUGGAUCCUGUCUCGGGGACAAAACCAAAGGAUGUCCUGAGGGUGUGAAGAGCGUGGUCCAGCCUGAACCUGAUGCUCCGAAAGAGAACGGGACAAAGGCUGAAGCUCCGGUCAUCCAGAGCAAAGAGGAGCCGGAUUCUAAAACCUCAGAGGAGACCAAGAUCCAGGAGGACCUGAAGGAGUCGGAGGACCCCAAAAAACCCGAAGAGGAGGAGAAGAAAAAAGAGGAAGAGGAGGUGAAGGAGGAACCUCUGGGUCCGGAUGAUGUGGUGUGUGACUCCUGCAUCGAGAGCCGCUGCAGGGCCCUCAAGUCCUGCCUCACCUGCCUGGUGUCGUACUGCGAGGCUCACCUCCGGCCUCACCUGGAGAACCCCAAGUUUCAGAACCACCGGCUGGUGGAUCCGCUCCGAGACAUCGAGAGGAGGACCUGCGAGAGCCACAACUGGCCCCUGGAGCUGUUCUGCUGCGCCGACUCCUGCUGCGUGUGUCAGGACUGCGUGAGCGAGGAGCACAAGGGCCACAACACGGUGACGGUGGUGGAGGCGCGCGCGCAGAUCGAGGUAAAAGAUCCUUCGAAUAUUGUAGAAACAUCUUUAACAUCCUUCAGGUACAUCUGAAGACAAAUUUAGAAAUCUUCACCUGUGUCUCUACGACUCAGGUAAGAAAGAAAAGACUCAUUCGUCCUUUUGAAGCGUUGAACAUGUCUCAGCCUGAGCAGGAACUCUUCAUUUUAUCAGAAAAAAGCUUAAAAUUCAUGAAACAUAAAGACUCUUUUUCUUGAAGCUCUUUAUCGGCCUGUUUCUUGGCUCUCGGCUUGGAAACACUCGUCUGAAACAUCGGUCAAAUUAAAUGUCAAACAUCCACUUGUGCCAAACAGGGAAGAUUUCCUGCUGCUCUCUGUGUAACAUCAUCAUAAACUCGGCGUUUUUGGAGGUUAAUACCCUUUACUGGGUUUUAAAUCCUAAAUUAGUGAAACUACCAACCUCACCGGUCCUGUUAAAGCUGCAAACAUGACUCUCCUCCGAGGUUUCUCCCCCUCUUUUCUUAUUUACUCUUCAGUUUGUGUCAGAGGUGGAUCGAGGUGACACUCGGCUGAAACUCUUCCUUUAAUUUGUAACCUGAGCUCCGGAAUAAUCCCUAAAUCCUCCCACACUGCUGCUUUCAGGCACAAAAGAGCAGAUAUUUAUAGAGAUGUCAAAAACCAAGUGAGGGUCCGUGAUGGAUGUGACCGUCGGCACCAUGAGGAGGAUCAUCCGAAGUCAUCACAGCUGUUCUCACAGAGCAGCUCUGAUCACUUCAAAUCUAAUCAGGACACGUUUUCAGACUUAUUAUCCACUCAGAAGCUCAUUGAAUCUCACUCUCGGCCAGUGAUAGCGUCACUGACGGCUCUCCGGAGUCUGGAAACUCGAUCCUCGGAUCUUUUUAGCUCGUCUGACACAGAAAAAGCUUCGACUCCAGACGAAGUGUCAAUCGUCUCUCCCUCUGAAGCAUUCCUGUCCAGAUUCCUGAACAGAUCUGAGGCUGUUAUUUGCACCGUGUUGUUGCAAAACCUCAAACAGUUUCAUUAGAGUGUAGAGCAAACAGAGGAGUGUCGGGGAUGAGGGUUAGAAUGACACAAACGCUAAUACUCGUGUGUAUGAACAUAAAACACGAGCAGGUUGGUGGAUGUAAAAGUAGAAAUAAAUGGAGGUAGAGAAGAGGCCACUCCAGCUCACAAACACUUCCCCCUUUCAAAGAGAUCCAGCUCCACAGGACAGAAACCGACAGCACGAGAAAACAAGGAAGACAACAGACAGGAACGACUUCCUGCUCCACAUUUGCACACUCGAACACACCUUUAAAGAUCUCAUGACAUGGCAGAGGUGCAGAAAACACACACACACACACACACACACACACUCCUGUUGGGCUGAACGCCGUCCUCUGAGUCUACACCUCUCACCCAGGAGUGUUACGUUUGAGUCAGAGUGCUUUAUAUCGAACUAAAUUAUCCAAAGACGUGACUCAGACUCUGACUCUUUUCAUGAAUCCCUGAAGACUCUUCAAACCGGUCGGAUAAUUUCAGAUUUCCUGCAGCUGAACAAUGAAAGUCUUCUACCUGAAUAUGUAGAGACCACUUCGCUUUCUGUGCAGACGGAUUAAACUCACCUUAUAAAAUAUCGACCAGGUAUUUUCUACUUGACGAGAAGAUUACAGAAACUGAGUCUUUAACAGUCACAUAAGAUUAAUAACAUGUUUUAAAACCUCCAACGCUCAGUUCUAACAGCGAAUCAGCACCCGGUCCUCCCGGAUAAACUGAGAGGCUGCAGAUCCUCCACAAACUUCUCCUAAAUUAUCGUAGACAGCUAAAUCACUCUACUACAGCACCUUUGGGGACUCUGCGGUUCUCUUCACAACAAGAACAAGCGUUUUAAAGGACUCUGAUGGUUUUUCAAACAUCUCUCAAACAAAACUCUAAUUCCCACACCGCGGCGGCUUACAUAAACUACGAUAGCCGGUUUCUCUGCCGCUGAGUGCCACCAAUUCCCUCUGGACGCUGAAGAUAAGUGGUUGUUUUAUGAAAAGCUUUGUCAGAUAUUUGUCACAGAGCCAAAUAUCGUAGCUCUGUACCUGUUUCACAUGGUCGGCAGUAUUUUAGAGAGCUGUAGCUCGUCGGCACUGAGAACAGAGUUUCAUUAUCUGUCAGUGAAAACAGUUAAAAAAGGAAGUGGCUGUGGUUUUAAACAGGAAGACUCAUCCAGAGUUGAGGGGUCCUGAAAGGCAAUAUCUGGGUCAGCCUGCAGAGCUGUUCUAAAGAGUUUGGAGGUGUACGUGUCUAAUAUUUAGAGCAUGUACACGCAGGAAUACGUUUUUAUAACCACGUACACUUCCAUAUUUUGUGUGAUAUCCUUUUUUGGACGAAUACAUCACAAGAUCGUCUGCAUCAAGACAAAGUUCAGGCUCAUUUUUGUCUCUUCUUACCUGAUGUAAUACAGUAACGUGAACUUUUCCACUCCCAUUUUGAACUUUCUUUGACUUCUUCCUCACUCACAACACUUUAAGAGGUGGUGUGGUUUACUUUUUACAAACCAGUCACAAAAAAAAACCAACAACUGUUUUACUUCUGGAGAUCUAACCAGAAGAGGAGGUGAAAAUUAGCCGAAAGAGAGCGAUGUUGUAGAAGAUGCAGAAGAAGAGAAAACUUCCUGUUGAUAUUCUGCCCUAUGAGCUCCACAGUGCUUAAAAAAAUCCUCAAAAUAAUGUAGUUAUUAAAGGAAUCCCUGCUGCUGAUUGGAAAUAAUUCACCCCUUUGAAGCUCUUAUUGUAUUAAUUACUUUUUAACCAGAGAAACCACAUCUGAUUCCACCACUACAGACCAUUAAAAAGUGUCAUUUAAAGUCGAGCAGAAGUAGAAACAGAAAAAAAAACAGAAGUUAAAAAUAGAAGUUCAGAAGUUACAGAGCGGAGUUAUCACAUUUAAAUGAAAAUCAACACCAGAACUUGGUCUCAGUGUUUCUCCUCCUCAUCACAGCAGCCGCUUCUUUAAUAUUCAUGAAUGUUUGAAGAUCAGUUUUAUGUCCUGAUACGCCUACUCAAGCAGAAGAAACUUUUACCCCUCAGGGCCUGAACUUUACAGAAAACUGUUCCCAGCUUCAGCCCUGGAGCCGCCUGAACCUGCCCCAGGAAUUCAGACUUGACUCUGAAAGCAGGACAAAAAGCCCCGAUUGUUCGAGUAUAAUGAAGGAUAUGUGACUUCCUAAGACAGAGCAACACAGAAACCGUGUUUACAUCUGCUGGAUAUGUUUCCGUCUGUCAGGAUCAGGCAUAGUUUCUGCAUGACGUCGUCCUGCUUGUGGUCUGAACGCUGAGGCUGAUUUCUGCUCUCUGAUUUUUCUAGAAAGAGCUCAAGGAGAAGCAGACGGACAUGGUGAAGACGGUGACCGCAGCAGAGAACGCCAUCAACAAACUGCAGCUGAACACCGUUUCUAUCGAGGUAAACACACCGAUCUGUGUGACUAAUUUAGGAUGAGUGUGUGUGUCACAUGAGUGUCAUAAUAUUUGAUGGAGUCUGGCUCGGCGGGGGUUAUUUUUGGCUUAAGAUCACAGAAACACCUGAGGUAAGGAGCCGCCCAAACCGGACAGGUUUCCCUCAGGUGUGGGAGGAACUCUGUUUUCAGGGUGGCGCUGAGGCACGAAGCAUUCCCUCGCUACCAUCAGCGUUACGUAACAAAACCAUGACCUGAAGCAUCCCCCACCUGCGAACGAGAGCAGGGUGUGUGGUAUGCAACCGUCUCCGUAAGAAUGUGAAGAAUGCAGCGAGUGUGCGAGGUGAUCUAAACCUGAAAUGUGUCGUCCUGCAGAAUUCAGUGACCGAGGUACGAGACGUGAUAGAGGCCCAGUUCCAGGAGCUGCAGGCCGUGGUGGAGAGGGCGAAGAGGGAGGUCACCGAGAUCCUGGAGGGCGAGGAGAAGCAGGCGCUGAGGCAGGCCGAGGGCAUCAAGGUUCACCUGGAGCAGAGGUGCACGGAGCUGAAGAAGACGCAGGCGCAGGUGGAGAAGCUCUCCAAGAACAAGAACGACGUGGACUUCCUGCAGGUAAGAGAAGUCUGAGAAGAAGAGCAAGAGUUUGGUUCUGGAGGUAGACAUCUUGGUUUAAUAAUGACUCUGCUUGUUCUGCAGGAAUACUCCGAGUGGAAGAAGGAAGCCACUGAUAUUUCCCUGCCUGGGGUCUACAUCGGCCUCAUGGACCGCCUCAACUCCUUCAGCCGCGUGAUCGUGGACUCCACUGAGGAGCUGUGCGCCAUGCUCGUGUCCUCCUACAUCGAGAAGUUCAAAGAGACGUGCAAGAACGGUGAGAGCGAAACACAAGCAGUGGGUCUGCUGCGAGAAAUCGCACUCCGACAUUAAAUCACAGAUGCACAGAUAUCAGCCGGUCCAGGCUUGUCCACACAUGUGAGGAAUUCUCAGCCUGUGUGUCAGAGCUGGAGAGCGCAGGUAUAAACCACCUGUCAGCUCUUUGACUCACCAGGCAAAGACGAGGGGGGGUCACUCCAGGCUAAAAAAAACAACAAAUGCAUUUUUCUUAGCGUUGGCGGGAAACAAAUCUGAUCUUUCUAAAACGUUUGUUUCUUUCACUGCAGAUAAAAUGGGCAUCAAAACAACCGUGAAGGAAAUUGCUGCAAUACGGCAGGGCAUGAGUCUACCGGAUCCAGUGAAGCACAAGGACUUCCUCGAGUGUAAGUGUUUUCUGUUCAUAAAGACGAUCAUUGCAGUGUGUGUUUUAGUCACUUUUGUACGGUGGCCAAGAAUCACCACUGCUGGAAAUAAAAAAGAAUCCAAAAAUGAAGUGACGACGGAAGUAACCGAUGCAAAAAUAAAGAAACAGAAGCUCGCUGCAACUCAAAAAUGGAAGUGAGCUGCGUCUUUAACUUCCGUUGCGGCUUUUUUUUAAAAAUAUAUCCACAUUGUUUCUUUUUUUAUCUGCAGUGGACUUCAGUUUCUUUUUUCGCAUCGGUAACUUCCAUUGCGACCCCUUUCUUUGCAUUCUUUUUUUAUUUGCAGCAGUGGCGAUUCUCGGCCGCCGUACUUUUCUGCAGGAACGAUGAUUAUCACAGCUGAUCAGUCCUUAAUGUGUCUCAGUUUAAGAGCAGAGAUGAGGGAGUUGUUGACACGUUUACACAAAUGUCGGGACACCAUGUAAGACAGUUUGACAAACACUAAUUAUCUUCAGACGGUUCAGGUCAGGUCAUGUUUACCGUUGUGUUGCGUCACAUCACUGUGUUCGUGUCAGUGAACCCAGUAGACCGGUUACUGGAGUUUGGAGAGUGAGAUGUUGUCCCAGUUUUCACCUGAUAGAGGAUUUCAGCUUCAGUUCUUCAAAAGGGUGUUAGAUAUUGAUCCAUCAGACCUCAGAACAUCAAUUUUUAUCCAACAAACUACAGGACAGUUUCCCUCCUCUCCUCUUGAGUCCAUCAGUCGUCUUACAGCGUCUCAACUUCUGGGAAUAAGAGCUGUACAAGAAUGAGAAUUAUGUGGCCUGAAGGGCAGGAAGAAGGUUUCAGACUGGGCCUUUGUGCACCAGCAGAUCCUCCACAUGUCUAUCAUAACCAGAGCUCCAGUCCUGGAAAAAGAACUACAGUUCAUUUGUUUUUUUUCUUACUGUGUUCCCUUUGGACGCCAAAAACAGUCAGACCCCUGAGACCAAACAUUACUGUCCCUUUAAUCUUAUAGAGUCUUCUCUGUUUACAAUCUGAGCAAAGGAAGUCAGGCUGUGAUUCAAAAUAUAGCAUUUAAAGGGAUAUUCUGGCUUUAAAUUAAUUUAGGGUCAAAUACAUCGUUACACCAAGUUCAUCCAGAGAUGAAUGUUGUCGACCGCUUACUUCUCUAGUUAUACCAACUUUAGUAACGACAGCAGGAUUGUAAUACAGAGAGCCACGCCCUCAACCAAAACGCCACUCUAUAGCCACAAAUAAUGCUCAGAACAGCACCUAACUUCAUCAACAGGACAUAUAGGGUCACAGACAUAGUACUAGACACCAAACAUCUUUUUAACUUUGACUCAUUUCUUUAGCAAAGAGACUAAACACAACUCACCUACUCUCUUACAGCAGCCGCUUGUUUGUAGCGAGACCUCAGGCCAGUCCAUUACGGACUACAGCGGGGUGUCACAGCUCAAGGAAGAACAUUUAUAAUCAUUAGUUUUCUUUCGUUCUUUUGUAUCGGACAGUGCUCUUUUAUUUUUUCUCAUCUGACAUGUUUCGGCGGACUCUUCUGCCUUCAUCAGAGUGUCACGUGAUGGUUGUUUGACGCGUACUUUUGACAGCUAAUGUUCUGUGGAGGCGUGACUCGCCCAUCAGAUUCGACCGGCUGCUGUUGGUUCGCCUCCUCCAGGUUGGCGCUGGAGGAACUGUCACGUGACACUCUGAUAAAGUCCUGUCCGAUACAAAAGAACAAAAAAACCUAAUGAUCAUAAAUGUUCUUCCUUGAGCUGCGUCACCCCGCUGUAGUCCGUAAUGGACUGGCCUGAGGUCUUGCUUCAAACUAUCGGCUGCUGGAAGAGAGUAGGUGAGUUGUGUUUAGUCUCUUUGCUAAAGAAAUGAGUCAAAGUUAAAAAGAUGUUUGGUGUCUAGUACUAUGUCUGUGACCCUAUAUGUCCUGUUGAUGAAGUUAGGUGCUGUUCUGAGCAUUAUUUGUGGCUAUGGUGUGGAGUUUUGGUUGAGCGCGUGGCUCUCUGUAUUUCUAUCCUGCGGUCGUUACUAAAGUUGGUAUAACUAGAGAAGCAAGCAGUCGGCAACAUUCAUCUCUGGAGGGCUGUGCACUUCAUACACAGAGUGUCAUGAGUGUCUCAGAGAUGUUUGCAGUCCUGGUUUUUGUCGUUGUUUCUCAUGUUUUGAUUGUUAUGUAACACGCUCACAAUCCUCUCCCAGAUGCCGCCAACGUGACCUUCGAUGCUGACACGGCUCACAAGUUCCUCCGGCUGACAGAAGAAAACAGGAAAGUGACCAACACCACGCCCUGGCAGCAUCCUUACCCUGACGUACCUGAGCGCUUUGAGAACUGGCGCCAGGUUCUGGCCACAGAGAGCUUCUAUCUGGGGCGCCACUACUUCGAAGUGGACAUCAGCGGCGAGGGCACGCACAUCGGCUUGACCUACAAGAGCAUCGACCGCAAAGGGAGCGAGAGCAACAGCUGCAUCACGGGAAACAACUUCUCCUGGUGUCUGCAGUGGAACGGACGCACCUUCUCCGCCUGGCACAGCGACGUGGAAACCCCGCUGAGCGUGGAGAAGUUCACCCGGAUCGGGGUUUAUGUGGACUACACGAGAGGCCGGCUGGCUUUCUACGGCGUGGAGGACGGCAUGACGCUCAUCCACGAGUACAAGGCGGAGAUCCUGGAGCCGCUGUACCCGGCUUUCUGGCUGUCCAAGAAGGAGAAUGUGGUGGCGUUGGUGGCGCCGGGGGAGCCGUUACGCCUCAAAAGCCCCUCCCCUCCAACCUCACCUGCUAACGGAGCUGUUGAUUCAAAAUCAGCAGCAUAGCGGCAAGCAGAACCACGGUCAUUAAAGGGACAAUUCAACAAAUCAGACUGCUCUUUGAGGGACUUCUUAGAGCCGAGCUGGGAACUCUUUACCUGAUAGAACUUUAACGAUAACUUGUGGAUGUUCAUCUCAUGUAUAUUUUGGCUCGGGUCGUAUUUAUACUCAUGUCUGUUUGGGACCUCUGUUACUCUUCAUCACGCUGUGAGUUCAGAGGUGAUCUGUGUUCGAAUAAAACUCUGAAUCUUC